AUGAGGCCCUUAACAGAAGAAGAAACAAAAUCGCUGUUUCUAAAGCUGUCAGAGUAUAUCGGAAAGAACAUUGAACGACUGAUCAACCGAAGUGACGAACGACAUUGUUUUCGGCUGAUCAAAGACCGAUGUUACUACAUCAGUGAGUCUAUUAUGAAGUCUGCGACUUCUAUUGGUCGAGAGCACUUGCUUCACGUUGGCACAUGCAUGGGGAAGUUUACCAAGACGGGGAAAUUUCGUCUUCAUAUUACAGCUCUGGAAUACAUUUCACAAUAUGCAAAAUACAAGGUGUGGGUUAAGCCAUCGGCCGAAAUGAGCUUUCUGUACGGCAAUCAUGUGUCUAAGAAUGGGCUCGCUCGAAUGACGGAAAACACACCUCAAUAUUCAGGAGUUGUUGUGUACAGCAUGUCAGAUAUCCCUCUAGGUUUUGGCGUCGCUGCGCAGAGUACCGAACAUUGCCAGCAGUUGGAUCCGACAGGGAAUGUCGUACUUCAUCAAGCGGAUAUUGGUGAAUAUCUUCGGGGUCUUGAGGAGGACAUGUUCUAG
Messenger RNA from Phaeodactylum tricornutum CCAP 1055/1, 546 nucleotides. RefSeq lists its product with no specific name. Gene Ontology annotation, molecular function: RNA binding. Gene Ontology annotation, biological process: ribosomal large subunit biogenesis; ribosome assembly. NCBI's taxonomy places the organism in Eukaryota, Bacillariophyta, Bacillariophyceae, Surirellales, Neidiaceae. The record is from RefSeq and is a predicted model, not a curated record. Bases 1 to 546 code for a protein of 181 amino acids. The transcript has a single exon. Gene Ontology annotation, cellular component: preribosome, large subunit precursor; nucleus; nucleolus.